AUGCGUGUUUUGAUUCUCACUGUGCAUAUCCUGCUGGCCGUGGGCCUCGCGCAGGCAUUCGAUUGGCGCGCGUUUAAAACUUGCGCUGGCUCAAGUCCGAGCUGCGUGACACGCACUUUUGGCUCGACCAUACCGAUGCGACUGUACGAGUGUCUGCGCGAAUUCAGCAUGUUGCGCUGCACGAAGCUGUUCGUGCUGCAGAAGCUGGAGGAGCGCAAGCAGGUGCCGCUGACGGGCAACAUGACGCGCGACUUUCUCGAUCAGUUCUUUGGGCAGGAAACGCAGCUGGGCAGCCUCAUUACGGAGAAGUAUCAGCAGAUGUCGGAGAAGGAGCUGAAUCAGCGGCUGGUGCAGAACUUUCAGCGCUUCUUCAAGCAUCGCGAUAUUAAGCUGCACUUUCUGCCCGGCAUGCUGGUCAAGAUUGUGCCCAGCAAGGAGAACAAGCUCAAGUUUAGCCUGAAGAAGGCUAUCAAGUCGCGUCUGGGUCGUGCACGCCGACGCGACGCGGACGAGGAGCUUCAUCUCAUUAAUAUUCCCUCACUGACGGGCUCGGGGAUGAGCAGCGCAGGCGCCAGCGGCGGCAUUGCUAGCGCCGAGAGCUACGUGUCGGAGGCCGAGGGCGAUUCCAAGCAGCAAGGCGCCGGUGGACAUGGCGGCGAUGGCGGCGGCGGCGGCGGUGGGCUGCUCAACAAACGAAAAAAGAAGCAAUCCUAUAAGACGACCAUGCUCCAGGUGGCUGUGCCCAUACUCGUUCUGCCCGCCAUACUGCUGGGCAGCCUGCUGCCCUUCGUUCUGCCCACCCUUAAAAUGGCCACCAUUCUGUCGCUCUUCAUGAACAACGGCGCCUUCCUGGCCGCCAUGCUCUAUGCGUACUCCUCGGCCACCGCCUCCAGUGCAGCCAAUCAGCCGCAGCAUAUCAGCUAUGGCUAUACCGAAGGCUUUCAUUGA
Drosophila hydei is the source of this 948-nucleotide messenger RNA. RefSeq lists its product as uncharacterized. The transcript has 3 exons. The record is from RefSeq and is a predicted model, not a curated record. The coding region runs from base 1 to 948 and encodes 315 amino acids. Lineage: Eukaryota; Metazoa; Arthropoda; Insecta; Diptera; Drosophilidae.